CUUGUCUCGACUGUGUUGGACAACGUGACUGUUUUAUAGAGAACCGGUAGUGUAUCAAUGUGUUUGCUCUGUUGUGGUUCUGUAGAUUCGUUGUUCCAAACGUCCUUCAAGACAGUAACCGAAGUAGUCGAUGCGACUGAAAUUUGUUCAGAAAGCAGUGAGCGUGUGUUACCGAAGCAGACCGGUCAACGACGCCUACUGCGUCAGAUCACACAUCCAAAAAUUCAUUCAUGGUUUUUUUUUUCUUUUGUCGGUUUGUCUGUUUGAACCUUGUGUGUCGGUUCUGCUACACACAGUAAUACAGCUGUGAGCUUCCACUGCGACCAAGUGUUGGUAUUGUGACAUCACAGCCUUCUUGCUGAACUACGAGCGUUCGAUUCUGCGCACCGAACACCGAACAGCUGUUCAAUGGUGGACGGACGCUUGCAGCGAUUACAACUGUGUGUAUAUCGUGCCAAAGUUAUUCAUUUCGUGAGAUUUUUGUUGUGAUUAUUCUGGCCUGGUGUUCUACCGUUUUAUUACCUGUGUCUACGCCAGCAGUUGUCAAGUAGACAAACAUGUGCUGAACCGCUGUGCUCAUCGCAAAUCUUGACGAACCGUGAGUUGAACACAGUUCCGAGUGACAACUCGCGAGAAGCGGAACAAAACUGUUGUGACAAGUUAUCAUUCGUGAUAAGGCCAAUAUAUCUGCGCUGGGCUCUUUUUCUACCGGAUGAGCCUCACCGCUUAGGGUUGCGGAAUGGCUCCAACCGAGAACGGCACGAGGUACUCGUCAGUGCAGCAGGCAACCUCCGAAGAGCCCUCAAAGCCGGAGACGAUCGACCUGGAGGCGCAUCCACUAUCGACGACGACCGACGGUCAAGACAACGGGCAGGCUCAAAACCCAGUGAAAAGUAUCUCUUGGAAAGAUGGAUUACCUCAGAUCUCCGCCGCCAUGCUGAUCAACCUGCUGGUGGUCCAAGCCGGCAUCAACAUGACCUACUCGGCGAUCUUGCUGCCCCAGUUGUCGACGCCGGACAGUCCCAUCCAGAUCAACAAGGACGAGGCGUCGUGGAUUGCCAGCGUGGUGACGAUCGCGUUGCCGUUGGGAUCGCUGGUCGUGGGCCAGCUGAUGGAUCAGUACGGCCGGAAGAUGGUGUCGCUGCUGACGUGCGUGCCGUUCGCCAUCGGGUGGGCGCUGAUCGCGAGCGCGCAGGACGUGCGCAUGAUCUACAUCGCGAGGAUCAUACUGGGCAGUUCCGGGGGGUUGACCACGGUUGCGCUUGUCUACGUUAGCGAGAUGUCCCACGUGUCGAUGCGCGCGAUGCUGCUCUGCCUGAACAGUGUGUUUGUUUCGUUUGGGAUCUUGUUGACGUGUGUUUUGGCACUCUUCUUCGAGUGGCGUGCCAUCGCGAUCAUCUUCACCGCGUUUUCGGUGGUUUCAUUUUUCCUAAUUUUAUUGAUACCGGAAUCUCCCCACUGGAUACUAACCUUCACCAAGAAGGAUCCGUCCGAAGUGCGACGGGUCAUGAGUUGGGUCUACCGGAACAAAGAACUUGCCGAAUCCCAGUAUCGUCAGCUGAUGCUGACCGAGCGAAGUUCGCUGCGGCCGGUAGCGGUCGACUCUACAAUUAAGCUCAAAUGGUCCCUCAAGCCCUACCUGCGACCACGGGUUUACAAGCCGCUGGUGACCUUGCUGGUGCUGUUCCUGUUCCAGCAACUUUCCGGAGCUUACGUGCUGAUCUUCUACGCGCUGAAUGUGUUCAUGGAGAUUGGCGGAGCCCAGGCUCGUGGCUUUAACGAAUACAGCGCGUUGGUAUUCCUCGGACUGAUUCGCUUCAUCAUGUCCAUUUUGACUUCCGGGUUCUCACGAAAGUGCGGCCGACGCCCUCUGCUGAUCAUUUCGGCAACUCUGAUGGGAAGCUGUGCUACGGUAGCGGCCCUCUACCUCCACUUUGUCCGGGAAGCCGGUCGAGAAAGCGACGAAGCGUUUGGAAGCUACCUGUUGUUGGGUUGCGUACUGGGCUAUGUGUGCUUCAGCGCACUCGGCUACCUCGUCCUUCCGUGGACCAUGAUUGGAGAAGUGCUGCCCACCGAUGUCAAGGGUAAGCUCGGAGGUUUGGUGGUCUCCGUGGCGUACGUGCUCAUGUUUGCCGUGGUCAAAGCCUUCCCGUACCUGCUGGAGCUGAUGGGCAUUCAGGGAAUCUUCUACCUCUACGCCAUCACCAGCUUCGCGGGGGUCAUUUACAUCUACGGUUGGGUUCCGGAAACGUUCGGAAAAAGCUUUCAGGAGAUUGAGCGGUACUUUAUGAAAGAUGACUGAUUAGAGUAGAAAUUGACGCAGGUGUACUUAAGACUAACGAAAGUUACCACAAUAUCAGAGUUCAAAAACAAGUCUUCCAACAAGCGAUAGCAAAUCAAAGGUAGGGUAGUUGUAAGGUUGGGAGUAUUACCGAUUGAAAGCUAUACAAGAAUAGCUUAAUUCGUGAUGAAAUUCGAGACAAUAAUCUUUUUAGCUAAAUAUAAAAUAAAAUAACACA
Molecule: messenger RNA, 2519 nt
Organism: Culex quinquefasciatus (southern house mosquito)
Lineage: Eukaryota; Metazoa; Arthropoda; Insecta; Diptera; Culicidae
Product: facilitated trehalose transporter Tret1
Exons: 5
Coding region: 740-2302 (520 amino acids)
Biological process (GO): transmembrane transport
Cellular component (GO): membrane
Molecular function (GO): transmembrane transporter activity
Source: RefSeq, a predicted model, not a curated record